GCCCUAUGUUCCCUCAAUGAUCUCCCGCCAUCCUCAAGGCGGAUAUCAGGAAAAAAAAACGAAAAUUAGCGGUCCGACUCUCUCGGCGCCUGUAAUUUGUGCCCAAGCCCAAUGGCGGGCUGUGGCAAGUAAGGUCCAUCAUGCAGCCGCUGGCCGAAAUUCUCGAUUCUGGGAUGGGUAGCCACCAUGUCACAUUCUAUUUGUGUUCCUUACUUUUUUCUUCCCCCAGGUCGUCGCUCUCAGCCAAUACAGGGCUAGCGGCACUGGCGACGGCGGUCCACUCGACACAUUACUGGCACGGUGACCUGCGAGUCCGUGCUGCAUCACUGUAUCACCAGCCGCUAUAUACCCAGUCGUGACCUCCUUUCUGGGUCCCGUCGAACCUGGUUGAUCUUCUCCCUGGUUUCUCUUUGGAUUUCCCCCUCUUCCAGCUGUCACUCUCCGCCAUCGUUGGACGCAAUCCGUGUUUCGCCUUCCCUCUAUGGCUAUCUGGUUGUCGAAUAGGGGAUGAGAGUCCUGCUAUGGUGAGCACGCUUGUCAGCGAAUACCCCACUGGUACGCUUGCACAACAUCACAAUCAUGCAGGAGUCUUUGGCCUUUAGUAUAUAUCACUAUUAUCCUCGUCGUCUUCGCUUCCUUUAUGCUUUUCAAGCCACUGCUUUGCUUUUUCCACUCAUUGCUGUUGUCGUUGACGCCGACCCUAUCUUGACACGGCUGUCAACCGCACAUACGCCACCACAUAUCAGCUCGAUACUCAGCCCUCGCCGGCCACAGGAGUCAGAGGACGAGAGCUCUCCAAAACCCCUCUUCCCCGGAUACGCUGGUCCGGAUCCUAAGCCUUCGCCUUAUCUCCCGGCUCAGAUUGGGGGUAUUGUCGGGGCUUACGCCGUCACUCUCGUUAUAGUUGCCAUCCUUUUGCUUUCGCUUUCCAGUGUGCGGAAGAAGAGGUUAAAGGCCGCAGAGGAGCUCAACGAUAUCGAAGACGGAGAGCUCCAGUACCCCACGUUUCAAGAAGUAAUUCCUCAAAACAACCCAGGAGGCUUCCCGCCACAUCCGUCUGGCCCUUAUCCUCUAACGAUAGACACUUCAAAUCGGUACUAUCCUCCCUCGCAACCGCAAAGUCCCCGCAACUUUUCUUACCCAAACAACAAUAGUCCCUCCAGGACUGAGCAUUCGACAAACUACAUCCCAUCACCUGUUUCAACAAUCCUCGCACCUGGUGUUGAUUUAUCCGUAGACCAGAGCGUGGUUGCAACCGACAGGCAAAUGGCGCAACAACAGCUUGAGGAUAUGUACAAGCUCGUCAUGGAGCAGGAGGCGGCUAAGGAGGCCGGUGUUGUUCUCGACUCGCCCGUUGUCCCUGGGGCGCGGCAGUCUCAGCAGCAACAACCCGAAUCGACGAAAGCGUCAACAUCGACCCUGGCCAAGAAAGAGAAACGGGGCAAGCCGGCGAAUUUGGAUCUUGGGUUUACGCAUGAAAAGAAAGAGUCCAAGGCUUCGUCAUUCUUCGCCUCUCUCAAGUCGCCCCGUAAGAAGAAGGUCCAGGGCAUAAAUAUCUCUUCGCCCAUCAUGACACCCAUGUCGGGAACUUUCCCCCGGGGUCCCGAGGGACAAGAGAUGAGCACGAUUCCACCGAGGCAGUAUGCGCCAGCAGCACCGCCUCCCAUCCCCCACUAUCAAUACCAUCACUCGAACGGCAGCAACAGCUCGAUCGGCAACGUGCCUCGGCGCGCAGCCACCAUGCCCUUGACACCUGAGAUGUCGCCACAGAGCACGCAAAGCAUCGAUGGUAGAAUUGGUGCACAGCUUAUGAGCAACCCAAAACCAUACCGAGAGCAACAGGAGCAGAUGGAGCUUCACCUACAGCAUCAAUACCGACAACAGAGCAUCUCCUCGCAGAGACAGCUUGAUCCCUACGGGCCCCGGCAUCCUGGCGACCACUCUCGCAACGUAUCAAGCUCCACAAGCGAGGCUGACCCUGUGUCGGCAGCAUCGGAUAAGUCAACUACACCUCUCGUUGGCCUGGGCCUUCCACUCUCGCCCAAACCCAAUGUAACGCGUUUUCCGGCAGACUCGCUCCGCUCCUUGCCCUCAUCUCCAAGGCCUGGCGCAAGCUUCUCCCUCCCACUGUCCCCCAAGCCUGGAGCCAGUUUCUCACGCUCCAAUGUGCCCUCGGCCGUCCGUACUGGAGGCGCUCUGCCGCUGCGUGCUUAUGAGCCUGCUCUGCAGUCGCCCAAUGCCAUUGCUCGCACGACCAAGGAAACAACAUUUGAGAGAACGGGUCCCAUGUCGCCCGGCGGCGGGCCACUCACUGGUGCGGCCGUGCCCUACUCUCCAUACCAGCCAUUCUCGCCAGUGAUUCCCAUGACGCCCAGCCUGGUGACAAGAGAAGACCGGAGGCGGAUGAGGAGACUAGAGCCCAAGACUCCGACAUUGGAGAUGGUCAAGAAUGCUGAAGAUAUUUGGUGAUCGUUCGGACGACAAAUGACAGACGGGGAAUAAUAAGAUGGGGAAAUGGAGAAUAAAGAAGAAAGAAGAAGAAGAAAAAAGCCGAACAAAAACAAAACAAAAAAAAAUAAGCUCAUCACUAAUGACCUAGAUUCGAGGAGAUCGCUUGGUCUCCCGUAUUCCCACUGGGGCUUCUCUUUUUGAUUAGGUAUGGCUCUUAUUGGGGGCUGCUGAAGACAUGCCCGGGGACCACGGAGUGGUCGACUAGACGAAUGAUAUCCAGCCGUGUGCAGAUUUGCUCCGGCAUGACCAACGACUUCAUACUUUGUUUUAAGUUGUGGCUUUAUGUUUGUAUAUACUUAGAUCCAUGCACAUUCUCUUCACUAUUCAGGUCGCCGAUAUCAUUUGAAGUCGCCGAUACCUCCGUGAUCUGAUCAUAUGCUUGGCCAUCAAUCCUGUAUUGAGUCGUCGCAACAAUGUUGAGUAUAUAGUUCCCGACGGUUAAUAAUAAGACCGUCUGAUUAUCCUUUUGCAAAUCCCUAGUCC
Molecule: messenger RNA, 2994 nt
Organism: Pyricularia oryzae 70-15
Lineage: Eukaryota; Fungi; Ascomycota; Sordariomycetes; Magnaporthales; Pyriculariaceae
Exons: 1
Coding region: 580-2469 (629 amino acids)
Source: RefSeq, a predicted model, not a curated record